AUGGCGUGGGACUCGGUGGUUGCGCUCGUGAAGCGCAUUAGAGUCCCCAUCACCGCGUCCACCACCCAGGCGCAAAUCGAGGCGAUGGCCGCAGCUCCCUUCGCCAAAUCGGGCAAAUUCGGUCUCGCCUGGGUCUACUUUGCGGUCGUUCUUCUCCUCGUCGCCACCGCCGUGCGCUGGUAUCACACCUGGGGUGAUAAGACCCGGAUUGCCAUGUAUCGGAAGGGUCCCGGGUGGCAGCAGAGUACCUCGCCGGUCAAUGCUACCGAGGAGUAUGAGCUGCCCAGUGCGACUACCGAGAGAUCGACCGCCCACCUCUUCCCACAGCCAUAUACAUCUUCGUCGUCGUCGUUGACUGCCACAGGGGCCAAGACGGGACAAUCGUCGGUGUCAACGAUUGCGCCUCUGAACAAUACGAUUGCGUUCCUGCGGUGGAUCUUCUAUCGCCCUAUCCCCGUCCUGCGCAUCUGGCGAUUCUGCAUUGUGUUUCCAUCGCUGGGGACCAUCGCCAUUGUUCUGGCAUCCUUCCUGUUCUGCCUGCUCUUCUGUUUUGUGCCCCAACCGCUGUACUUCGAGUCGAUCUCGUGGGGGUCCCCGCCGCUGGCCAUCCGUGCCGGCAUGAUCGCCACCUCGCUGGUGCCCUGGGUUUUCCUGCUGGGUCUCAAGGCCAAUUUCAUCACUUACCUGACCGGCAUCGACCACGAACGACUCAAUGUCCUGCACCGCUGGGCGGCGUACGUCUGUCUGUUCAUGGCCCUCGUCCACACCCUCCCCUUCUACAUCACCCCGAUCUGGAACGAUGGCGCCGAGGUCAACUACCAGAAGUUCGUGGGGCAGAACAUAUAUGUCUACGGCACGGGGCUCGCGGCACUGGUCCCCUUGGCCUUCCUGUGUCUUCAUUCCCUGCCGGUGCUGCGCGAGAAGCUGUACGAGCUCUUUGUUUUCAUGCAUCUGCCGGCCUCGCUCAUCUUCUUGGCCCUGCUGUUCUGGCACUCCAAGAACUACCUGGCCUCCUGGGGUUAUCUGUGGGCUACCCUGGCCUGCUGGCUGGUCUCGAGCAUCAUCCGCCUGUUCUACCUCAACUGGACCAACCCGUUCCGCAUCUCGUUCCUGAUCGGCGAGGAAUCCGCCGUCACGCUGCUCCCCGAGAACGCCGUCAAGGUCACCGUGCCCACGCGGAUGCGGUGGCGACCGGGCCAGUACGUCUACCUCCGCAUGCCAGGCAUCUCGCUCCUAGGCAACCAUCCCUUCACGAUUGCCUCGCUGUGCAGCGACGAUUUCCCCUCCGAGUACGGCGAGAAGUACCGCGACCUGACGCUCGUGUUCCGCCCCUUUGGCGGCUUCACGCGCCAGGUGUUGAAAAAGGCCCUCAAGCACGGGCCGUACCGGACCUACACGGCCUUCCUCGAGGGGCCCUACGGGGGCAUGCAGCGCGAGCUGGCCGCGUUUGACGACGUCAUCUUCUUCGCCGGCGGGAGCGGCAUCACCGCCAUCGCCGGCCAGCUGCUCUACCUGAUCAAACGGAUGCGCGACGGCAAGGCCGUGACGAGGCGCGUGCGCGUGAUCUGGGCGCUCAAGAGCCCCGAGACCAUGGAAUGGUUCAAGGAGGAGCUCCGCAUCUGCCGCGACUACGCGCCCCUCAACUCCGUGCACUGCCAUUUCUACAUCACCGGCGGCCGCGAGACCAACGACCCGCUGCAGGAACAGCACCAGCGCGACCUCAUCCAGGAGAAGAUCAACAACAUCCUCUCCGGGAUCGACAAGCGUAGCUCCGCGUUCAUCAGGCAGGAGGCCGCGGGUGACCAGGAGCGCGAAAAGGAGCUCCGCCGUGAAAACGAGGACGGCCUCGCCCCUUUGCCUCAGGCGUACAUGGCUCCAAGAUAUGGCCCGCAGCAACAACAACAACAACAACAACAACAAGAGCAAGACACCACCCCCCGGUUCGCCUCGCUGUCUACUCUGCGCCGCGACGGCUGGCGCACAGAUUAUACUCGGCCAGACAUCCCCCGGAUUCUAACCGAGUACUCGCAGUCGUUUGGGCGUCGGACAUGCGUGUACAUCUGCGGGCCGCCGGCGAUGCGGGUGGCGGCGACCAAGACGGUGGCCUCGCUGCAGCGGCUGGUCAUGACGAACCCGGCUGUGGACGAGAUUUUCCUCCAUGCCGAGAAUUACAAUAUCUAG
This is a messenger RNA of Penicilliopsis zonata CBS 506.65, 2181 nucleotides long. RefSeq lists its product as hypothetical. The transcript is spliced from 3 exons. Gene Ontology annotation, biological process: copper ion import; intracellular iron ion homeostasis; iron ion transport. The record is from RefSeq and is a predicted model, not a curated record. The coding region runs from base 1 to 2181 and encodes 726 amino acids. NCBI's taxonomy places the organism in Eukaryota, Fungi, Ascomycota, Eurotiomycetes, Eurotiales, Aspergillaceae. Gene Ontology annotation, cellular component: plasma membrane. Gene Ontology annotation, molecular function: ferric-chelate reductase activity.